AUGCCCUCCACCCCAGAGACUAGGAAACGCGCGGUGGCGGGAAUCCUCGACCGACUUUCCAGACGCAAUGAAGCGGUUUUGACCAUUUCGCAGUGUCAGCAGAUAGGCGUCAACGUUGUUUCUAUCGAGCUGGAAGAGCCUUCGGCCUCCGCCCAACGCCCUCACUUUUUUUCAGGCCAUAUCCAGAGAUUGGAGUAUGACGCCGAAGUGGCUUCCAAGUCCGGUCCUGACGCAACCCUCAAAGAGCGCUUAGCGGCUCACCCUCAGUCCCGUGUGCGGCAAAUCGGGAUGAUCUUAAACCAUCAUAUCUGGCAUGCUCUACGAGUCGACAUGCCAAAAGGACAAUCAGUGUUGAUACGAGCUAGAGAAUGGAGCUACGUCAACAUGGACGAGAGUCCUACUCUUUCCGAGAUCUACUUGGGCUAUAGACCGUUAGGACGCCGGUCAACACACCCAUUGUCCGCACUCUUCGAGGUCGAUGAUCAGCGGUUACCGCAUGUGACGAUGGUUGUUGAGCAUUACAGCGAGGAAGAAGCUGGCGACGGCAUCCUCACCCAUGAGUUGGCUUAUAUCCUUCUGGCGAUGCAAGUGCGGUACUCUCAGCCUGAAUUCAGGGAGUACAAGACAAUCCCGGUUCUACUUCUAUCCUUCAUGACUCCACAGCACGGGAGGAUCAUGGAGGCGUAUCUGGAGGGCGGAAAACUCACACUAGGAGUCAGUCGUUGGCUUCUCGGCGACCCAGUCGGCCUCACAUCAGUCUCUGAGACGUCUGACAGGGCAAGCCACGAGACUCAGAUCGCCCAGGAGAGGACAGCUGCGGCAGGAUCACCUGAACCAAGCGCCACGUCUGAAGGAGGCAAGGGGAAUAAACGUCCACUUAGAAGUCAAUCAGCGAAAUCUGGCGGGCAGAAGAAGCGUCGCAAGUGA
Molecule: messenger RNA, 927 nt
Organism: Aspergillus novofumigatus IBT 16806
Lineage: Eukaryota; Fungi; Ascomycota; Eurotiomycetes; Eurotiales; Aspergillaceae
Exons: 5
Coding region: 1-927 (308 amino acids)
Source: RefSeq, a predicted model, not a curated record